AUGGCUCUCGAAAAGGAGACCACCUCUUCACCUCCCCAAGAUCAUGAAAAGGGUAUAAUUGAGAACAUCGAACUAGACCGUCUAGGCUACAAACAAGAACUACAUCGCAAUCGCUCAGUCCUAACUCUUCUCUUCCAAACUCUCGCCAUAGCAGCAAUCCCCUAUGGCGAAGGCUCAGCUCUCUCCUCCGCCAUCUAUGGCGGCGGUCCUCUCUCAAUCUUUAUAGGUUGGAUAGUCGUCUGCCUCCUCGACCAAUGCAUCGCCCUCUCCCUCGCCGAGCUCGCCUCCCGCUACCCAACUUCCGCAGGUCCUUACUACUGGACCUUUCAAAUCUCUCGAAAGAAAACAACCAUCUCCUUCAUCAACGCCUGGAUCUGGCUAAUCGGAAACUGGACCAUAACCCUCUCCGUAAACUUCGGCUUCGCCUCUAUGCUCUCAGCAACGAUCUCAAUCUACCACCCAACCUGGUCAGCAUCAACCUGGCAACUCCUCCUAAUCUUCUACGCAGUCUGCCUCACCUCCCUAACAAUCUGCAUCUUCGCAAACAAUCACCUCCCCCUCCUCGAUACUGUCUGCGCAACAUGGACCCUCCUCACAAUAAUAAUCAUCCUAAUUGCCAUCUCCAUCAACCCACACACCCCCCGCCACUCCCCAUCAUACACCCUAUCCCACUACGAUAAAUCCUUCGCCGGUUGGGGAAACUUCACCUUCUUCAUCGGUCUCCUCCCACCAGCAUACACCUUCUCCGCAAUAGGAAUGAUCUCCUCAAUGGCUGAAGAAUCAACAAACCCAGCUAUCAAAGUCCCACGCGCAAUGGCCCUCUCCAUCCCCGUCGGCGGAACAGCGGGUCUAUUCUUCAUUAUCCCCAUAUGCGCAACCCUACCACCUUUGCAAGAUAUAAUCAAUGCACCAGCAGGACAGGCACUCCCAUAUAUCUUGGCCCGUGUAAUGGGUUCCCCCGGUGGUCUGGGCCUCAUCUCCCUCGUCCUGGUUAUAACAAUCUUCUGCUCGAUAAGUAUAACAGUCGCUGCUUCCCGCGCUACUUGGGCUGUCGCCCGUGAUGAUGCCAUACCGCUAGCGAGACUGUGGGCGCGUGUCAAUGAGCACUGGGGUGUACCAGUGUGGGCAUUGGUUUUGUUGACGGGGAUUCAGAUGUUGCUUGGUUUGAUUAACCUCGGGAGUACGAGUGCGUUUACCGCGUUUGUUUCUGUUGGGGUCAUUGGACUUGCGGCGGCUUAUGCUAUUCCUAUCUUUUUGAGUUUAUGGUAUGGUCGUGAGGAGGUUGUUAAGGCGCCUUGGAAUUGUGGGAGGGUUGGGAGGGUUGUUAAUGUUGUUGCGUUGAUUUGGAUUGCCUUUGAGUUGGUUCUUUUUAGUAUGCCGACUGCUUUGCCAGUUACAGCUGCCUCGAUGAAUUAUGCUUCAGUUGUUUUUGUUGGAUUUAUGGUUAUUUCGGCGGUUUGGUUCUUGGUUUACGCAAGGAAAUCUUAUAAGGGUCCUCCAGAGUCGGAUGCUCUUGAUCAUAACUUGACUAUAUGA
Penicillium griseofulvum is the source of this 1536-nucleotide messenger RNA. Its product is annotated as putative amino acid permease. Gene Ontology annotation, biological process: transmembrane transport. The record is from RefSeq and is a predicted model, not a curated record. The transcript has 2 exons. Bases 1 to 1536 code for a protein of 511 amino acids. Lineage: Eukaryota; Fungi; Ascomycota; Eurotiomycetes; Eurotiales; Aspergillaceae. Gene Ontology annotation, molecular function: transmembrane transporter activity. Gene Ontology annotation, cellular component: membrane.